Molecule: messenger RNA, 1136 nt
Organism: Drosophila bipectinata
Lineage: Eukaryota; Metazoa; Arthropoda; Insecta; Diptera; Drosophilidae
Product: pyridoxal phosphate phosphatase PHOSPHO2
Molecular function (GO): phosphatase activity
Source: RefSeq, a predicted model, not a curated record
AUCAAAAAAAAAAAAAUUAUAAUAAUAAUAAUAAUAAUAAUUUUUAUUGACAAUAUUUAAAAUUAUGCUAUUAACGUUGCAUGUUCAAGAGUUUUGUGAGAGAAGGGCCAUUGUUUUGAAGUGGAACUCGGUUUCCCGGCCACUUGCCACAACAUGGCCCCAUCGAUAUCGAUGUGCUUUGACCUUUAUGUAUAUGUAUAUGUGUAAAUGAGUGUAUUGAUAUUAAAGUCUAAAUCGUUUGUUUUCCAUACACGUCUCAAUGUUUGUGAUCGGCAGGAGCCUCUGGUCGAUGAGCCGCCGUCGGCUGGGCUGUGGUCUGUGGAGCUGUCGCAGCCUCAGUGCCGCAGCCAACCAGUGCGGCGCCCCAGUCGUUGCCAAUCGUAUCCUGGCAGCCGUUGACUUCGACAAGACGAUUGUGGAGCGGGACUCGUAUCUGACCAUCAGUGAACUGCUGCCGGCCGAGAAGCGCGGCAAGAAACUGGAGGAUCUGGUGGCCCGUCAUGGGUGGACGUCCUUUAUCGAGACCGUUCUGAAGCAGUUGUUCUGCGAGCACAAGGUGGACUCGACGGCGGUGGGACGGUGCGUCCGGCUCAUGGAACCGGUGCCGGGGAUGGUGCGACUGUUGCGGCGACUGGCCAGGGUGCCGGCCCUGGACCUGUGCAUCAUUAGUGAUUCCAAUUCGUACUUUAUCGGCGAAUGGCUGCGUGACCGGGGCAUCGAGGAUCUCUUCCAUGCCGUCUACACCAAUCCGGGCUGUGUGCAGGCCAGCGGUGAGCUGUUGGUGCUGCCCUUCGAGGACCAGUCGCAGUGCGACCUCUGCCCGGCCAAUCUCUGCAAGGGUGCUGUGCUCCAGCAGUUGAUGGACACCGGGCGCUACCAGCGUGUGGUAUAUGUGGGUGAUAGCUGUAAUGAUUUGUGCGCCAUGCAGCGUCUACGGGCCGACGAUGUGGCCUGCAUCCGACGCGGAUACGAGCUGCACGGAAAGAUGACCGCCCACGGCAAGGACCUGUGCUGCAAGGUGAUCUCAUGGCGUACGGGAUACGAGCUGGAGGACAAUUUGCUAUCCAAAAUGCUAGCUUGAUUAUUAAUGCUGCUGUUUUAUUCGACUUAAAAAUAGAUCUUUCCAUACGUGUACA